AUGUCUUUUCAACAUAAUGGACUUAUCACAACUUAUGCUUUGUACAGUGCUUACCUUCAAGCCUCAAAGCCAGAAUUGCGAGAGACGGCCACUGUUCCACUUUGGGAGGAUAUUCUCAACAAUGAAUUUAAGCAAUAUGAUAAUAUUGUUGUGAAUUCCCAACAACCAUUGGAUGAUUCAACCAGAUCUGCAGAUGUGGUAGUUAGAUCUUAUGAUCAGGAAUUCAAGCCUAUUUCGUUCCUGAUAAUGGAAUGUAAACGCUAUAGUAGGACACAUCGAGACAUUGAUGAAAUGGAAUUGCAGCUUGAACUAUAUGUUCAAAACUAUUUCUCGGAGUUUGGUAAAUCAGAGGGGCGAACCGGUGUCUUUGGCGCAGUUGCGUUUGGAACCAAGAUUCGAGCUUGGCGUUUCACUUGCGAAACUCCUACAUCAUUCGUUGCGAUUCCUUUGAUGGACGGCAAGACAGGGAUAGCGGAUCUUGAAUCCUACAGAGACCCUUACAUUCCUGCAGAAGCUAAUCAGAUCCGAGAGUUCCUGAAGAUGGUGAGAACAUCUAAGCUUACUUCAACUUCACAGAUAUCAUACACCACCGAAUCAUCCUCAUCGACUACAAAUACAAACAUACUUCAUUCAACCGCUAUUAUAUCUACUAAUACAUUUUCACACUCGCAAGAGAUCAUCGGACCAACACAGGAUCAUUAUUAUGUCUUUGAGCAAAAUUAUUAUUGGUAUUCUCAAGGAAAAAUCACCGAUAUACAAGACCGCCUAACGAAUGAGUGGGUUUAUAAUUACUAUGGUUGGGCUGGUGAAGAGGCAAAUGGUUGUAAAUGGCGAAUGGUGUAUGCAAAUAAACAAGUCAUAUAUGCUUGA
Molecule: messenger RNA, 870 nt
Organism: Sclerotinia borealis F-4128
Lineage: Eukaryota; Fungi; Ascomycota; Leotiomycetes; Helotiales; Sclerotiniaceae
Source: the annotation of a GenBank genome assembly